CUGUGAAGUUCUUCUUCUUCUGCCGGUUCUGCCUUAGACAGUCUAUAUAACCGUUCUUUGAAAAGGGUUUUCCGUUCAGUAGGUGGCGUGUAAUCGGAGAACUCGGACGUCCAGUCGAGGCUGGGAGGAAUCGGAAUCGGAAUCUGUGUGACCAGUAUACCAACUGCUUCACCAUGGAGGCACUGCUCAACAGCCAGUGCGCGGCGCAGAGCCUGGGGCCUGCCAAUCAGCUGUUUGCGAUGCUGAUUCAAACCAUCAUGGCAGCUCAGUGCAGCAUUUCUCCGCCCGACAUGUGGCCAAAGGAUUACGGCCCAACGGCUCUGGCCCAAGGAUUGGAGGAGUACGAUUUCAUCAUAGUCGGAGCCGGAUCGGCGGGGUCUGUCGUGGCGAAUCGACUCUCUGAGAAUCCGGACUGGAAGAUCCUUCUGCUGGAAGCCGGUGGUGAUCCACCGAUAGAAUCUGAGAUUCCUGGCCUAUUUCUACACAUUCAGCAGUCAGCCAGCGAUUGGAAUUAUCACGCGGAACGGUCACCGCGGGCUAGUAAGGCAAUGCCCGGUGGGAGUUUUUGGCCGAGAGGGAAAAUGUUGGGUGGUUGCAGUGCGAUGAACUUUAUGCUGUACGUGCGGGGUAACAGCCGUGACUACGACGACUGGGCUAAGCAGGGCUGUGAGGGAUGGAGCUGGGAAGAGGUCUUGCCGUACUUUAAGAAAUCUGAAAAUAACGUCGACUUCAAAGAUUCGCCUUUUCACUCAUCAAAAGGAUUGUUGGGGGUUGAGCGAAUGGGAGAUUUUGACAGCCCAUUUGUGAACAUGAUUAUCAGUGCUGCACAGGAACUUGGUUACCCUAAGCUGGAUGAUGUAAAUGGUGAAAAUUAUCUGGGAAUAGUAGAACUGCAAGGGACAAUAAGAAACGGUGCACGACAAAGUGUUGGCAAAGCUUUUUCGAGUCAUCGUCCCAAUUUACACGUUGUUAAAAAUACGCUAGUAACAAAAAUAGUGCUUGAAGCAGCAUCAGCAAAAGGAGUUGAACUACGGUUACAAAAUGGAGCUUCCCUCGUUGCGAGAGCCAAAAAGGAAGUAGUGAUAUCCGCGGGAUCGGUCAACACACCACAACUGUUGAUGCUGUCUGGAAUUGGCCCAAGAAAUCACCUUGAUCGGUUCGGAAUUCCAACUGUAGCAGAUUUACCAGUGGGUCAAAAUUUACAAGAUCACGUAAUUGUAGCUUAUUUUCUAAAGCUGAAACCACAGAUACAAGGGGAAUCCGAUGUUGUUGAUCAAUACAAACAGUAUUUACAGACUCGGUCUGGAUUUCUUUCUCGUAAUGGAGGUACUCACUUGACACUCUUUUUGAACACUGAACAGGAGGAUAGCAAAUUUCCAAACUUACAAUUUCAUUACCUCUUCUUUCGUAAAAAUGAUAACAAUCGCGUUCUUCAGUUUUUAAAGCUGAUGUCCUACGAGAAUAAAAUAAAUCAAACAAUUUAUGAAGCCAGCACCAGGAACGAUAUCGUAAUAGUUUGGAUUACCUUGCUUAAGCCACAGUCUGUUGGCCAAAUUCAGUUGAAAAGUGCUAGUCCUCACGACAAGGUACGCAUCGAUGCCGGUUACCUCACCGAUGCAGAUGAUGCGCGACAGCUGGUUGAUGGAUUACGGCGACAACGUGAUUUUUUGCAAACUAAAACGUUCAAGAAACACGAAGCUGUUCCGAUACGGUUCGACAUUCCAGAGUGUAACAGUAACUAUCGCCUGGAUUCGGAUGAAUAUCUCAAGUGUUACAUCAGUUAUUUUUCGACCACGAUAUAUCACCCUGUUGGCACUGCAAAAAUGGGACCGAUUGGUGAUAAGCAGUCUGUUGUUGAUCCUCAAUUAAAAGUUCGCGGAGUUGAUAGCCUACGAGUGAUUGAUGCAAGUAUAAUGCCAACCAUAGUGAGCGGAAAUACCAAUGCACCUACCAUCAUGAUCGGCGAAAAGGGAGCUGAUCUCAUCAAAUCCGAUUGGCAUAUGAUCGAUCAACUGAAUGUUGAGCUUUAAAUUUUGUCACUAAUGCCAUUACAAACCAUGUGUGUGUGUGUGUUCGCGUAUUGUUUUGCUACUAAAAACUUGCAAAUAAUAUUAUAAGUGCAAUCCUCAAUGAAUGUGUUUUCUAGCUGGUACCAUUAUUUUUCCAUCUGCAAAACUCAACCUGUGACUGGGCGUACAAAGUGGAGAAAUCAAAACGAGCAUGUAAAAGUAUGA
Culex pipiens pallens (northern house mosquito) is the source of this 2234-nucleotide messenger RNA. Its product is annotated as glucose dehydrogenase [FAD, quinone]-like. The transcript is spliced from 3 exons. Bases 174 to 2030 code for a protein of 618 amino acids. Gene Ontology annotation, molecular function: ecdysone oxidase activity; flavin adenine dinucleotide binding. The record is from RefSeq and is a predicted model, not a curated record. NCBI's taxonomy places the organism in Eukaryota, Metazoa, Arthropoda, Insecta, Diptera, Culicidae.